AUGAGGGACAGUAAGAAGAUGGUAAGUAAGAAUGUGGAGUUCAAAUAUAUAUUGCAAUGGACUCAUCACAGCAACCCAUCGGCUUUCGAUGACUUGGGAGCAGGGUAUUCAGUGUUUGAAAAGAAUCAGUGCAAAUUCAGACACUGCUUUAUAGUAAACGACAAACGGUACUUCCCGCUGCAGAUGGAGUUCGACGCGAUACUUUUCAAUGGAAAAGAUAUUUCAAAACUUACAAGGUACGAAAUGCCAACUAAGAGAAGACCGAAACAAAAAUACAUCUUUGUCGCGAUGGAGUCGUCAGAUAAUUACCCAGUGUGUGAUGAGCACUACGAUGGAUUCUUCAAUUGGACAUGGACUUACAAAGUGGACUCCGACUUUCGUUGGGGAUACAUAACAGCUUACGACCUGAACGGCACUGCGGUCGGUCCCGCGGUCGACAUGAAGUGGGAAAAAGACAUGAGACCAAUCAGUAAGGAACUGAAAGAGAAGUUGUCGAGUAAAAAGAAGGCCGCGGCAUGGUUCGUAUCGAACUGUUCGACUAAAAGAAAAAGAGAGUUCUUUGUUAAAAAAGUUCAGAGGGAAUUACACGAGUUCGGGUUGACGGUCGAUGUAUACAGCGCACGCUGUGGGACGUUUAUUUGUCCGAAGACGGAGGCAGCAAGAUGUUUCAAAAAGAUUGAAACUGAUUAUUAUUUUUACUUCUCCUUCGAGAACUCUUUUGCUGAGGAUUACGUGACUGAGAAGCUAGGAACUGCUUUGUUAAAUUACGCCGUUCCUGUUGUUUAUGGUGAAGCAAACUACUCCAGAUUCCUACCACCAGGUAGCUACUUAGACGCCAUUGCUUUAGGGCCAAAGGAGUUGGCUCGACAGAUGAAAAAUAUUAUGGACAACCCACCGUUGUACCACGAUUUCUUCAGAUGGAGAAAUCAUUACUCGUAUCAAAAUACUGUCUCUAAAGAUAUUUGUAAGCUUUGUGAGAUGCUGUAUGAUAAAAGAAAAAUGUCACAGACCACCACUUGGUACAACUUUAGGUCUUGGUGGAAUGGUGCUCGCUAUAAAGAGAAUUGUCACUCUGCAGUUAAACGCACGGCUUUAUGA
Messenger RNA from Melitaea cinxia (Glanville fritillary), 1098 nucleotides. Its product is annotated as alpha-(1,3)-fucosyltransferase C-like. Gene Ontology annotation, molecular function: alpha-(1->3)-fucosyltransferase activity. The transcript has 2 exons. Gene Ontology annotation, cellular component: membrane. Bases 1 to 1098 code for a protein of 365 amino acids. NCBI's taxonomy places the organism in Eukaryota, Metazoa, Arthropoda, Insecta, Lepidoptera, Nymphalidae. The record is from RefSeq and is a predicted model, not a curated record.